Molecule: messenger RNA, 3368 nt
Organism: Exaiptasia diaphana
Lineage: Eukaryota; Metazoa; Cnidaria; Anthozoa; Actiniaria; Aiptasiidae
Product: RNA polymerase II subunit A C-terminal domain phosphatase
Exons: 7
Coding region: 7-2715 (902 amino acids)
Molecular function (GO): RNA polymerase II CTD heptapeptide repeat phosphatase activity
Source: RefSeq, a predicted model, not a curated record
AACAAGAUGGCGGAUAGUGGAGAAAAUAACGUUKCAAUUUCUUCAUUGUUCACCUCCAAGCUAAUGAAAUGGCGAGUAAAWGAAGGUCAAGACGUUAAAGAAAGAACUGUUCUAGCCUUGUAUGAAAAAKUUGGCCAAUCCAAYGAUCAGAAAGGUUUUAAUUUGCAGCCAAAGUUGAGGAGCAAUGUCAACGGCCGUAUCAAAAAGCUUUUGGUCGCAGAGGGAGACGUCGUCCCACCGGGUAAACCUGUUAUCCAAAUUGAACAAUCAGUUKCUUGUGAACAUACUACAGUCAUGAAGGAUCUGUGUUGUGAUUGUGGAAUGGAUCUCCGAAAGUUAGCUUCAGACCAAGAUGAGCCAUCUUCUCCCACUCUWGCUACAGUUUCCAUGAUUCACAAUAUUCCAGAAUUGAGAGUGACACAAGAUGAAGCUGAAGCAGUAGGAAAAAAGGAUGAAGAAAGACUUCUUAGCACUCGCAAGCUUGCCCUGGUUGUGGAUCUAGACCAGACCAUGAUUCAUACAACAAUUGAGCUUGUUCCCUCAGAUAUGAAGGAUGUGUACCAUUUUAAUCUUUCUGGCUACCCUCUUUGGUACCACACCAAGUUUCGUCCAUUUGCCCAUGAGUUUCUGGAAAAAAUGUCGUUAUUUCCACGUGGUGAUUCAAUGGUUUGUAUAAUCGAUGACAGGAAUGAUGUCUGGAACAACGCGCCUAACCUUAUUAAAGUCAAACCAUAUCAGUUCUUYAAGGGUGUUGGUGACAUCAACGCACCRUCAGACAAACAGCAAGAGAAUGCUGAGCCAAAAUCGGACAAUAAAGGCGAAGGAGAUGAAGAAGUGGAAGAUACUUCCAAUGUGGAACAAAAUGUUAACAAAGAAGACAUGAAGAAAGUCGAAGCAGAAUCAAAAGCAGAGGAGGAGAUUGCUGGUAAAGACGUUCAAGAUGGUGAUCCUAGUGGGGARCAAUCUGACAGUAAAGAUGAYAUUGAGAAUUCAACUGAAAAUWAUGUUAAGGAAAAAGGUUCAUGUACAGCAGAUGACAUUUCCCUUGGCAAAGAAUYACCAGAUUGUAACAGAGUCACUCAAGAAAACAUGGAAAUUUGUCCUGGUGCUUACGAAAAGAAACUCGUCAAAAAYGAUAAAAAUGGAGAAUCGUCAUCUAAAGAAAUUAGUAAAGAAAGUGACAAUUCCAGUACAUGUGCAGAGAGUAGCCAUGUUGACAAGAUGGAGRAAGCAGCGUUUACAGCUGAARAUAGUGAGAGUGAAAAACCAAAGCAAGUAAAUCAUAYAAGUGAAGAAUCGACYCAAAAUGWUAAAACAGAAGGGACUGCAAAUUCCACUCUUACUAGUAAUAAAACUCRUAAUCAUUGUACARSGGAGCUUCAAAAUGAGCAGCAAGCUGAURCAAGGAGUAAAGAGACAAUCAGUGAAAGUAUUCAAAASUUUAUUAMAGAGGACAUUGUACAUGAAAAAGACACCCAAGACACUGGUAUUUGCAAUAAUAAUAAUGGUAGUGAUAUCAAGGAAAAGAAAAGCGAAGAAGAGAAGAAGGACACACAAGAAAAACCUGCAAAACAGGCAAAAUCAAUUGUGAAAGAAAAAGCGACGACGAAACACGAGCACGUUGAUGAGGACGACUACCUUAUCCAUCUAGAAGAAAUCUUAAGACGAAUCCAUGAUAAGUUUUACGACACAGUUGACCAAAUCAAAGAGCUCAAAGCCAAAGGAAUUAAAGAGGCGGAUUCCAGCAUUGCACGAUAYUGCAGUCCAGGUACACUAUCACCRUGCACUAAGCAGAUCAUCAAAGAGCUACAGUAUGAAGUCCUCAAAGGAGCAAAUAUCGUCUUCACAGGCGUUAUUCCCACAAAUAUCCCACCUGAGAAAAGCGACAUUUGGCAGCGUUCAGAACGACUUGGCGCCAAGGUAUCUCGACAUCUGGUCACUCCUAAAGAUGCACGUGACCCAUCUGACGUCACAACMCACGUGAUUGCAGCGCGYCUCGGAACCGAGAAAACCUAYCACGCCAUCAAGACACCGGGCAUUAAGAUAGUCAAGCCAGACUGGCUGUGGUGUUGCGAGGAGAGAUGGGAAUGGGUGGAUGAGAGRCUUUUUGCUGUGGAAGGAAUCGAGAAGUACAAAAGAGAAACACGAAGCCAACGCACUCCCCAGGGGACCCCUCACCAUUGGAAAAAAGUUUCCAAAACCGAAAGUAAUCYCGARAAAAUWGGAAGUGACGAGGAUGUGAUAACUAASGACGAAACGAUGCGGGAAAGRACGUGUUCCUCUAGUAGUGCUGAUCUUCUCAUGGCGUCCUUACAUCCUCUUCUGUCCUUUUCGUCUACUGAAAUGGAAGCCAUGGACAAAGAAGUGGAGGAGCUCAUGAAUUCCGAUGCGGACGAUGAGGCUGAGAGUGACGUCAUCGGCAGUAUCUCGGGAUCGAGUAGCUCGUCAAGCGUUUCGUCGAGCUCUUCAAGCAGUUCGAGUUCGUCUCCCAGUUCAGAUAACGAGAACGACAAUUCGUCGGAUGUGACGAAAAAACGAAAAAUCAGCGGAAGUGACAGCGAAGACAAUACGAGUAAGAAACUUAAAGAGGGACAUUCACAGUCUGAUGAUGAAUCAGAUGAUUAUACACGGCGUUCAAGUCCGAGUGAUGAUGAUGAUGAUGGUGAUGAUGAUGACAUGGCAGCUCUUCUKGAAGCGGAACUAUCGCAUGACUGAAAGUACAUUGCCUGACAAGUGAUGGUUUCUUUCUAAAGAUAUGACGUAAAUUUGUAUAAAAAUACYCCACUGAAGCAAAAACAGUUUCGUUGUAAGGAACGACAUGCGAAACUCAUUGUAUAAUGUAUCUUCUUACAAGCAUAGUUUCGUUAUAAGAAACAACAAAKUAUUCGAGAAAAUAGUCUCUAGAAAGAGAAUAGCAAUACUGUCUWUAAAAGCAAGGGCAUACUUCAUUGUCGUUACCUAUGUUUUAUGCCUUGGUCUCAAAAGAUUGAUUAUACGCAUAUUGUGAAAGCAACAGCAUAUAAGAACAUAUUCAAAGGGAAAGAUUUCCGCGGUGUUACCUGAACCCUUAGGUCAGUCUUCAAACCUUAAUAAAAUUCGACUCAACCUACACCAACAUACACAGAAACCGGAAUCCAAGGAGACUGCAAUGAUGUAUGCUCUUAAUUAGUUUUCGGGSCUAGCCCAUGACAUGACUAUUUUCUGCGUCUUUGUAAAUAAAACAACGGUCACAUACCUGAGCUCAGGUCAGUUGUAUAGCUCCAAAGCACACUAAUAUUUUUGAUGAUAAAUGUCCAUGGUUACAGCAUUCGAAUCAUGCAAUCACGUGAUGUCAAUUGUGAAACUCUUCAUAAUAAAAUCAUUUGUAU